AUACUCCGAAAUCCGUUCCUCCCUUCACCCCUAACCCCUAGUAGCUGCUAGCCGGCCUGCUCAAAAGAUGAACACUCAUUCACCAAUAUAAAGCAGCGCCACAGCCACCACUUGCUCUGCAGUGGCACCUCGUCUAUAUCUACACAUCUCGCCGUCUUUGUCCGCACAUCCUCUGAGCUAGAUAUCAGCCGGCUGCACGUACGUACUGCUUGCUCUGCCGUACCGUUGCUAGCUGCGUCCAUCGGAUCGGUUGGAGCUAGCUAGGUAGCUAUUGGUGGUUGCUCGACAUGAGGGCCGGGGGGUGCACCGUGCAGCAGGCGCUGACGGCGGAGGCGGCGGGGGUUGUGAAGCAGGCCGUGAGCCUGGCGCGCCGGAGGGGGAACGCGCAGGUCACGCCUCUGCACGUGGCCAGCGCGAUGCUGGCGGCGCCGGCGGGGCUGCUGCGCGCGGCGUGCCUCCGCUCGCACUCGCACCCGCUCCAGUGCAAGGCGCUGGAGCUGUGCUUCAACGUCGCCCUCAACCGCCUGCCGGCCUCCGCCGCGGUCGCCUCCUCACCGCUGCUCGGCGGCCACGGCCACCACCACUACUACCCGCCGUCGCUCUCCAACGCGCUCGUCGCGGCCUUCAAGCGCGCGCAGGCGCACCAGCGGCGCGGAUCCGUCGAUAGCCAGCAGCAGCCGGUGCUCGCCGUCAAGAUCGAGCUCGAGCAGCUCGUCGUCUCCAUCCUCGACGACCCCAGCGUCAGCCGCGUCAUGCGCGAGGCCGGCUUCUCCAGCACGCAGAUCAAGGCCAACGUCGAGCAGACCGUGUGCAGCACCACCACCACGGCCGCCACCAACGCCAAUCCCCACCAAAACCCUAACCCUAGCAGCACGGCCACCACAAGCAAGCAUCAAGAAACCUCCAAGGCCAAGCUCCCACUCGGCCAGGCGCGCGACGAGGACGCUGCCGCCGUGCUCCACUGCCUGGCCGGCCGGAGCAAGACGAGGGUCGUGGUCGUUGCCGAGAACACUGCCGCGGCGGAGGCCACGGUGCGCGCGGCCAUGGACAAGGUCAAGAGAGGCGAGGCCAAGCACGACGCCCUACGGAGCGCGCAGGUGGUCAGCCUCCGUGUGUCUUCGUUCCGGGAGAUGCCGAGGGAGGAGGCGGAGCGGCGGCUGGGCGAGCUGCGGUGCCUCAUCAAGAGCCGAGGGCAUGUCCUGCUGGUGGUGGAGGACCUCAAGUGGGCGGCCGAGUUCUGGAGCGGCCACGUCCAAGGCGGUCGGAGAGGGUACUACUGCCCCGUGGAGCACGUGGUGACCGAGGUGCGCGCCCUGGCGUGCGCGGCCGGCGGUGAGCACGGGCUCUGGCUCGUCGGGUUCGGGAGCUACCAGACGUACACGAAGUGCAGGGCGGGGCAGCCGUCGCUGGAGAACCUGUGGGGGCUCCAGACGCUCACCGUCCCCGCCGGCAGCCUCGCGCUGAGCCUCACCUGCGCCUUGGACGACAGUGCACUGGGCGCAGUCAAUCAGUCCAUGAAAGCGAGCUCCGACAUGGAUGGGAACGGACCGGUGCCCCGCUGGCCGCUUUUGGGCGGCGCCCAGCUGACCUCCAGAUGCUGCGGCGAUUGCUCCGGCGUCAGGAUUGACACCAAAGCCGCAUUGCCGCCCUCCUUCGUGUCCUCGUCCACCAUCCCAUCCUGGCUCCAGCAUUGCCGCGACCAGGAGCCUACGCAUGUCAUGGAUCUCAGCAGGAACUGGAACUCCAUCUGCAGCAAACCAUCUCAGCGGAUGACGCUGCACUUCUCGGCACCCGUGUCUCCGGCUUCCUCCAUUUCCUCCUACGAGCAUGGCCACCAGCCUCGCCAGUCGUGGCUUCUCGCCGACCUCGACGGCAAGCAUCCAUGGAAACCCAAGUGCGAGGCCGACGAGAAGGUCUCGUCGCACGACUCGGGCGCUUCCAACGGCUCCGUGGAGGUGGAGUGCCGUUCCAGGUUCAAGGAGCUCAACGCCGAGAACCUCAAGCUUCUUUGCGCCGCAUUGGAGAAGGAGGUGCCGUGGCAGAAGGAGAUCGUCCCUGAGAUCGCCAGCACCGUCCUCCAGUGCCGGUCAGGGAUCGCCAAGAGGCGCGACAAGUCGAGGUCGACGGACGCCAAGGAGGAGACGUGGAUGUUCUUCCUCGGAGGCGACGCCGACGGCAAGGAGAGGGUGGCCCGUGAGCUCGCCAACCUCGUCUUCGGCUCGCGCAAGAACUUCGUGUCCAUCAAACUCGGCGCUUCCUCGACGUCCGCAUCCUGCUCCACCGAGGAGCACAGGAGCAAGCGGCCCCGGACGUCGGCGGCGACCGAGGGCGAGGCCUACCUAGAGCGGCUCUACGACGCCGUCUCCGAGAAUCCGCACCGUGUCAUUCUCAUGGAUGACUUCGAGCAGGCCGAUCAGUACUGCCAGGUGGGCAUCAAGGAAGCCAUCGACAGCGGGGUGAUACGGAGCCAAACCGGCGACGAGGUCGGCGUGAGCGACACCAUCGUCAUCCUUUGCUGCGAGAGCUUCGACUCCAAGUCUAGAGCUUGCUCGCCGCCAACCAAGCAGAUGAGGCCGGAGACCAAGGAGGAGCACACGGUUGAUGAUGAUCACAAAGAAGCUGAGACCUCGUCGUCUUGCUUUGAUCUGAACAUCAACAUAGAGAGUGAGCAUGCGGACGAGCGUGAUGUCUGCCUGCUCACGGCGGUUGACCGGACGCUGUUUUUCAGAAGACGGGAGGACUUGUGAUUGUGCACAUGAAGGAUCCAUGCAUGUGUUCAUCGUCAGGGGGUUUCUGAUGGGGAAAAAAAAAGAAGCUAGAUUAACUACAUGUAUGAUUAGCUCUUCUUUCCGUUUGUUUCUUCGUUCAAAACUUGUAGUUUCUUUCUUUGUGGUUUGGUUUUUGGGAUACCAGGGUUUAAGGAUUGGAUCAAUGGCAUAUUAAAUGGAGGUGAUGUAAAUUUGUUCUGGUGAUAUCAAUGUGUUUUCAUCUACUCUA
Triticum urartu is the source of this 2997-nucleotide messenger RNA. RefSeq names its product Double Clp-N motif-containing P-loop nucleoside triphosphate hydrolases superfamily protein. The record is from RefSeq and is a predicted model, not a curated record. Lineage: Eukaryota; Viridiplantae; Streptophyta; Magnoliopsida; Poales; Poaceae. Gene Ontology annotation, molecular function: ATP hydrolysis activity; ATP binding.